Molecule: messenger RNA, 2838 nt
Organism: Sabethes cyaneus
Lineage: Eukaryota; Metazoa; Arthropoda; Insecta; Diptera; Culicidae
Product: sialin-like
Exons: 5
Coding region: 67-1518 (483 amino acids)
Biological process (GO): monoatomic anion transport; transmembrane transport
Cellular component (GO): plasma membrane
Molecular function (GO): transmembrane transporter activity
Source: RefSeq, a predicted model, not a curated record
CUUCAGCACGGACGACGGCUCGUUAAUCCUUGCUUAUUCGCCGGGUACACGCAGCCUGUGAAUAACAUGGACGCAACGGAAUGCAGUAAACUAAGCGAUGGAGUCAAAGGUGCACUAUGGAUGUUCUGGAAGCGUCGACGCUAUGUAGUGGUAUUUAUGGCGUUCUUGGGAUUCGCUAAUGUGUAUACAUUGCGAGUGAAUUUGAGCGUUGCCAUAGUAGCCAUGACCGAGCUUCGGGACGUUGUGUACGAGAAUGGAACCAUAGGACAUGCACAAACAUUUGCGUGGAGCUCCAGUAUGCAAGGAUACGUCCUAAGUUCUUUCUUUUAUGGUUAUGUAUUUACCCAGGUGCUGGGAGGUUACUUGUCUAACAAAUUUGGCGGUACAAAUGUCUUCGGAAUAGGAAUCGGAGGAACAGCGAUACUUACACUACUGACACCAGUGCUGACCUCGGUAGGUGUUGGAUGGUUGAUAGCCAUUCGAGUGUUGGAGGGCUUCUUCGAAGGCGUGACCUUCCCUUGCAGUCAUGCCUUUUGGUCUCGAUGGGCUCCACCAAGCGAGCGUUCUAGGAUGGCUUCGAUUGCCAGUACUGGUGCAUUCGCGGGAACCGUAGUUGUGCUGCCGAUUAGCGGAGUGCUUGUCAGUGCCUGGGGAUGGACGAGUGUUUUCUAUUUCUUCGGUGCUGUUGCAUGCAUUUGGUAUGUGGCUUGGAUCAUAAUAGUGAGAAGAUCACCAGAGGACGAUCGGUACAUAUCAGAGCAGGAGAAAAAUUUCAUUAUCCAGACGCUCAAACGAACUGAGGGAGAUUCGGAAAACACGCAGCAUCCAUGGAGGGAAAUGCUUACAUCCAAAGCCGUGAUAUCUAUGUCGAUUGCCAGCUUCACUGAAGAUUGGGGUUACUACACUCUACUGACCGGCUUGCCAACGUUUUUAAAAAGUGUUCUCGGUUUUGACUUGCAAAAGUCCGGCUUCAUCUCGGCCCUUCCUUAUCUCGUGAUGGGUAUUCUGCUGAGUUACGCUGGUUAUGUAGCCGAUUGGUUACAAAUUCGCGGAUACCUUACAACGACACAAGUGCGCAAAUAUUUCACCUGUGGAGGUUUUACGGUCCAACUGAUCUGCAUGAUGGUCGGAGCUUGGAUUCUAAGUCCUACACCAACUAUCAUCUGCAUUACCAUAGCUGUAGGAUUUGGAGGAGUCGCAUGGAAUGGUUACCUUGUAAACCCGCUAGAUCUUUCUCCUAAAAGUGCGGGAGUGUUGAUGGGAAUCAGUAAUGGCUUUGCAACUAUCGCCGGAGUAAUUAGUCCUAUUGUUAGCGGUUACAUAACUACCAACAACAGCGAAAACGAGUGGCGCCUGGUUUUUUAUAUAACCGCUGGAAUUUAUGUUAUCGGAACGCUGAUUUAUUGGGUCUGGGGAUCGGGAGAACUUCAACCGUGGUCCGUUGAGGCAAGGGAACAAAGAAUAAUGCAGAAAGAUAGCAUUACGUCGAACACAGAGCACAGCAAUAAAUCAAUAUAGAUAUGGUAAUGAAUCUAUUUUGGAUGGCUAAAAAUUUACAUUGCAAAGCGCAUGGCAGUGUUCUAUCAUAAUUCAUGGACGUUAGCGGCUUCGACAACAUAAAGCCAUUCAUUUUGGCUUUUCACUAGUGAAAAUAUUUGUUGCAACCAACUGCAAAUUGACAGAAUCAGCUUUUGGAUUAUUCAAUUUGCAGUACUCUUUGAAUUUAUCCUGCAAUUCACGAUUGGUCUGCUGCAGUUUAUCCCUUUCAGCCGCUAGUAAGAGGUUAAUUGCUUCCACACGAUUGAUUUUAUCGAAGAAAAACUCAUACUCAGCUGGACAGUUGGUAGCGGUACGGCCUUGCUUAACACGCCUUUCGAAAUACUUUUUGUCGUCAUCGCACUCAAGUUUGGAACAAUUUCGAGCUAGUCCCAGUAUAAGCUUACCUCGUCCCAGCAAUUGGUCCAGAUGAGUUUGUACAUGAAAUGCAUUGUAGGAAAGCUCUUUCAUGCGAUCCUUAUGGUCUACUUCCAAUUUGGCCAAUGUCCGCUUAUGAGAGUCCAAAUCAGUCUCAAGCUUACGUUUCGCGAAUCUUUUGGUUAUUACUCUCCGAUUACCAGCUAUAUCUACUUCAAUUAUUUUUCUGUUCAAAUGUCUUAUGGUUUCACGCAAUUGUUUAAUUUUCACUCUAUUUCCGGUAAUCAAUUGCUGGGAUGCUUCAUCUGUGCCAUAUAAGUCGAAAUAAGCUUUUGCUUUCUCCGGAUGCAAAAUGGUAGUUAGAUAAUUUUUUACAACCGACUUGAUUUCCCCGUGCAGUUGCUGGAGGUGGUCCAGCUUUUUGUCGCGCAGUCGAUCGCGUUUUUCAAUAUGCUAGUUAUGGGCAAUAAACAGUUAGUUUUGAAUAACAACAAGUGAAGGUAAGCAUUUACUGUAUUAAUAGUUUCAUCAUUCUUCUUUAUAAAAUCCACACGGUCAUCCAGCAGACCUUGUUCCAUCGCAUCCUCCAAAGAAAUAAUUGCACCUUCCAUUUGUAGAGUACACUCAUUUCCAUGGCUCUGCGGAAUGAAAUUAACUUGUAGGUACAUUGCUGAACAAAUUAACAGGCAAUAGGCAGCAUUAAUAAACAAACCUCUUUCAGUAGAGCAUCACGGCGAAACUCGUCCAAGAGAUUCUUGCAAUCCUUUUCAUAUUGUUGCGAUAAAUUGUCCCGAAAGUAUGCAUGAAUGUCUAAAAAUUGUACCGAAGUGUAAAGCAAUUAAAUAGCGCAAUAAUAAAAGAGCCAUAACAAAGUAAAAACGCAAUUCGAUUCUGACAAAAAUCCGAAAAAUUAUGUUGCUAAUA